AUGACUGCUGUUGCGAGCCCCCCGACCUUUCCCCAGAUCUCGCGGCCAGCAUGGGGAUCCGUUAACGGCAGCACCCCCAUGAAUCCCGACGAAGUGAGAGGCAUGUUUGCGCCACGCAAACAGCUCUCGCGCACAAACUCCUCGUCCUCGGUCUCUUCGACCUCGUCCAAUACCACCGUCGCCACCAACGGCUCCCAAUCCAAUGGCACACCGCUUUCUGCCGCAUCCGAUUUGAGUCAGUGGUCAGGCAACGCCGGCCCUCGGAAACGCCCACAACCUAAGCACCCGUGGCCGGUGAGCAAGGGCGAGCCGCAGCCGGACUUUUCCAGGCUCCCCGCCGGCCGACCGAACGGUAUGGUCGCCCCUCAAGGACAGAUGCAGGUGACCCAUGGCCAGCCCCAGGUGGCUCCGCAACAGCAGCCCGUGAUGCGGCCCAUGCCUCAGGAGCAGUUUGCGCCGGGCCAACCAGUCCUCUAUCUUCUUUCUCUCAACGGCACGUUUGAGCGGAAAACGAUCGCCGUUCCUUUUGCCCCCGACAGCCUGCGGAUCGGUCGGCAAACCAACCAGAAGACGAUCCCGACGCCAACCAACGGUUUCUUUGACAGUAAAGUGCUGUCCAGGCAACACGCCGAGAUCUACGCAGAGCGCAACGGCAAAAUCUACAUCCGCGAUGUCAAGUCGUCAAACGGCACGUUCGUCAACGGCACGCGCCUCUCGCAAGAGAACCGCGAGUCGGAGCCUCAUGAGCUGCAGACGGCGGAUCACCUCGAGCUAGGUAUCGACAUUGUGAGCGAAGACCAGAAGACAGUCGUUCAUCACAAGGUCGCAGCCAAGGUCGAGCAUGCCGGUUUUUUGAGCAACACCAACAAUGUUAUGGACAUGAACUUUGGCGACCUGGACCCGGCGAACGGCACCAUGCUGAUACCGAAUGGUCCGCUCCAGAUGCGCGGCAGAGCGGCCGCCGGUGCCCCUAUGGGCAACAACGGCGGCCGCAUGAUGCAAAACGGCGCGCCCAUGGUUGCGCAGGUCAAUGGCAUGGCGCAACAGCGCUCUUUUUUCCUAGCCCCUAUAGCCACCGACCAGAUCCUCAAGCGCCUUUCUAACGAGAUGCGGAAUGCUCGGCUGCAGGCGCAGGACUUGAGUCGAACGAAUCAGUUCGUUCAUACCCUGCUUUCUAAAGACGACGUCAAGGAUCUGGAGAAGCCCGAACCGCCAGAGCCGCCAAAGCCACAGCCGAUAGUCAACGGCGGCGGUAUCCAAUUCCGAGCCGACCCGAAGGCUCGCUUCUCUGACCCUCCCGCGCCUCCGCCGCAACAGCCGCUUCCUGAGAAGCCUGAUGUGCCGUCACUAAAGCGCGGACCUACCGAGCGACCGAAGUCGGGGCCCCCGAAUCCCUCACCUGUGCGACAGGAGAACUUGAACCAGAUCAUCCAACUCACAGAAGCGCUCAACAACGCCAAGCGAGAUAUUGAUUCUCAAAGUGCCCGUAUGCGCGAGCUGGAGGUCAUGCUACAGAAGGAGCGUGAAGCCCGGGAGUUGGCAGAAGGCUUGGCUCGGCGAUUGGAAGAGAACGCGAGCAGCCGGAUGAAUGGGGCGGCUAAAGCAGGAGAUUCUGAGCCGGAAGAUGAAGUCCCCGCAUCUACGGAGCACGAGGACACACCCAAGACCGACGAAGACGACAAGGCCGCUGUCGCCGAGGCCGCCGCGCGAGCUGAUGCGGCUCAGGAGACAGCAACUGCUCUACAACACCGCAUCGACACGAUGGAUGGCCAGAUGCGCGACAUGCGAGAGCAGCUCGAGUCUUGGAGGCAGCGAUGCGAGGCUGCUGAGUCGGAACGCGAUGCGGAGCGCAAAACGCUGGCAGAGAUGGUGGUGCAGCUCCGAGCCGAGGAGGCCAAGAGGGUUGCAGCCGAAGAAAGGCGACGAUCUCGGUCACGGGAGAGUCGCUCGGAACAGCGCAGCGCGGCCGAGUCGGAUGUGUCGCCGGUCCCUCUUACAGCCAAAGAGCCACCAGGUAGCACGAGCGUGGUUGGCGAGAUGGACGGUGACCCUACGCUAUCGAGAGCCAACACGAUCACGCCGCUCACGUCGCAGAGGGCCGGCCCGGUGCAGGACCACCAUCUGCAUGCGGGCUUGCCAUACGCAUCGAUGCUGGGCGUUGUGCUCAUCGGGAUGGGCUUGAUGGCAUACAUAAACGGUUGGCAGUCUCCUCCUUCGCGAUUGGAAAGAUGA
Messenger RNA from Purpureocillium lilacinum, 2232 nucleotides. RefSeq lists its product as uncharacterized. The record is from RefSeq and is a predicted model, not a curated record. Gene Ontology annotation, cellular component: cytoplasm. Gene Ontology annotation, molecular function: protein binding. NCBI's taxonomy places the organism in Eukaryota, Fungi, Ascomycota, Sordariomycetes, Hypocreales, Ophiocordycipitaceae.